This is a messenger RNA of Lineus longissimus, 1103 nucleotides long. Its product is annotated as millepora cytotoxin-1-like. The record is from RefSeq and is a predicted model, not a curated record. Bases 59 to 568 code for a protein of 169 amino acids. NCBI's taxonomy places the organism in Eukaryota, Metazoa, Nemertea, Pilidiophora, Heteronemertea, Lineidae. The transcript has 4 exons.
UGGAAUUCAAUAUCGACACUUGUCGAAGACCCCACACCUAUAAAAAGAGGACUAAAGCAUGAUAAAGGGGAUCAUCUUUGCACUUUGUGUGGCUGCAUCCCUGGCCCACGACCUCCCUGAGACACAAUUUGAUGCACAUUGGAAAAGAGAAUGCCCCCGCAACCAUCAGAUCACCAGGGUGAGGAGCAGGCACAGUAACCAUCAUGAAGACCGGGCAUUCAUAUUUACAUGCCGGCCCUCCCAUGCCGCCCUCAAAGACCAUCACUGGACUCAUGAUUGGACCACGUAUGACGCCAAUGUUAACUUUGAAUGUCGACCUAAUGCUGUGAUAACUGGUUUGGAAAGCAUCCACGACAACAAUACUGAGGAUCGUAUUUUCAAAUUCCGCUGCAGUGUCCUGGACCAUGGACACACUGGUUCGUGCGAGUGGAGCCCUUGGUCCAAUGUACUCGAUGGCGUGAUGGACAUAACUCUGCCCGUCCACAAGGUUCUUACUGGCAUACAGAGUGUGCACGACAAUGCUACCGAGGAUCGUAGGUUCAAGGUCCGCCUUUGCAACUAUCAGUAACAAGAAUGAGAGUUGACCCAAACUACCUAUCAGCAGGGGAGUCCUGAUCUGAAAAGAUGAUAUUAAAGAUACCUGUCAAAAAGCCCUUACAAAAUUGGGGUGUUUUGAACAGCUUGUUUUAAAAACCUAGGGAAGAAUAAAUUCUAAUUCAUAAAUCUGAGUACUUUGAAGGACAUCAGCCAGUAGAAUGACCUUCAUUAAAUUCACCUAAUUUUAAUAAACAAAAUACAAAUGGCAAUAUUGUGGCAAUCUAAAUAUUUUGUUGGUAUCAGUCAUAAGAACCAAAGUAAGGUGUUUUUUAAAUAAUAAAUAAAUAGAAACACUCACUGGAAAUAUAUGACUUAAGCAUAACACUAAUCUUCUAAACUUGCAAGUCUCACAAAGUACAUAUCAGUUUACUAUUGUUUCAAUCACUUCACCUUUUUUCAUUGCAAAUUUCCAUCCAUAAGACACAGAUCUGUGAAACGACUAAUUACACUGGUGUAGCCUAACAGUACUUAAAUUGAAAUUCUUGUUGUCUGAAUAAAGUUAUGGA